CCGCGCGCCGCCACCGCCAUGGCCGCGCCGCUGCUGGAGGACGAGCUGACCUGCUCCAUUUGCCUGGGGCUCUAUCUGGAGCCGGUGACGCUGGUCUGCGGCCAUAACUUCUGCGGGGCCUGCAUCCGGGACUGGGGGGACCGCUACGACAAGGCGUGCCCCGAGUGCCGGAAGCCCUUCCCCGACGGCGCCGAGCUGCGCCGCAACGUGGCGCUCAGCGCAGUGCUCAAGGCGAUGCGCGCCGGGCCCGCCCCGGCCGCCGGCCCCGACCCUGCCCGGGCCUCUGGCUCCGCCCCGGGCGCGCGCUGCCCCCGACAUGGGCGGCCGCUCGACCUCUUCUGUCGCACCGAGGGUCGCUGCAUAUGCAGCGCGUGCACCGUGAACGAGUGUCGCCUCCACGAGCGGGCGCUGCUGGACGCCGAGCGUCGGGAGCGCGAGGCCCAGCUGAGAGCCAUGCUGGAGGUCAGCCAGCAGCAGGCCACCCAGGCCGAGAGGCAGCUGAAGGAACUGCAGCAGCAGAGAAGCCAGAUCCAGAGCUCGGCCUGCAGCCUGGCCUCCGUGAUCUCUGGCAAGUUCAGCUGCCUGCUGCAGGCCCUAGAGAUGCGACGGGCCUUGGCACUGAAGGACAUCAAGGUGGCCGAGACCCAGGCGCUAGCACAAGCCCAGGAUGGAGAAGAGCGACUACAGGGCCACCUGGAGGCCCUGGCUAGUUACGACCGCGGGGUCCAGGACCUCCUGGAGCUGCUGGAUGACCGGACCUUCCUCCAGGAGUCACAGCUCCUGGUGCCCCCGGGGCCUCUUGGGCCUCUGACUCCUCCGCAGUGGGACGAAGAUCAGCAGCUGGCCGGCCUGAAGGAGUCACUGAGCCGGCUGUGUGACCUCCUCCUGGAUGAGGGGGGCCACCCCAGAGCACCAGCUGAGGCUGCUGAUUUGGGCCCCGUGGAGACCCCAGGUCCCCUGGCACCAGUCCCGAGUCCGGUUUGUCCACUGAGGAGGAAACUCUGGCAGAAUUAUCGCAAUCUGACCUUCGAUCCGGACAGCGCCAAUCGCCACCUCUACCUGUCUCGUCAGGACCAGCAGGUAAAGCACCGUCACAAGCCCCGGGACCUGGCCGGGCCAAGCAGCUUCGAGCUCUGGCAGGUGCGCUGUGCCCAGAGCUUCCAGAACGGGCGACACUACUGGGAGGUGCACGCAUCUAACCACUCGGUGACCCUGGGCGUCGCCUAUCCGGACCUGACGCGGCACAGGCAGGGGCCCCACACAGACAACAUCGGGCGUGGGCCAAGCUCCUGGGGGCUCUGUGUUCAGGAGGACAGGGCGCAGGCUUGGCACAACGGGGAGGCCCAGCUCCUCCCAAGGGUGUCGGGGCAGCUCCUGGGCAUGGACUUGGACCUGGCCUCUGGCUGCCUCACCUUCUACAGCCUGGAGCCCAAGGCCCAGCCCCUGCAUACCUUCCAUGCCAUCUUCACCCAGCCCCUCUACCCUGUCUUCUGGCUCCUGGAGGGUAGGACCCUGACCCUGUGCCAUCGGCCUGAGGCCAAGCUCCCUCCGGAGCUCCAGGAAGAGGCCUCAGAGCCCAGCUGAGGAAGGCACAGGAUGGAGCUCUAGGCCAGGGACAGCUGCCACCAUGCCUGUGUACCCAAAAGCUGCCCAGCCCCUAGCUUGGGGACCUGAGGCCACAGCUAUAAGGGGACCAGCUUUGGGCCAGAAGAUCGACUCAGAACUAGGCUGGGCCACUUGGAAAGAGAGAUUGGGAGGGAGCCCCGAAACCGGAGUUCACUCUUCCAGCAUCAUUGAAGGGCACGGGGACUAGGAAGGGACUAAACCGGGAGGACCCUGCCUGAGCAGAGCCUGCUUCUAGGCGCUGCCUGGGCAUCCGAGGUUGAUGCCGCCCCCGUGGGCUCCUGGUCCUGCAGGAGAGCGUGCGCGGUUCGGGCCUCGCCACACAGUGUGGCAAAUACACACUCCGCUGUCACGGGCCUCCCGUGAAGGUGACGGAGAUCAGAGGAAUUGGGGGGGGGGGGUUUGGGGGUGCCACAAAACACAAUUCCUAGAGAAAAGUGAUUUUUACCUCCUUCCUCCUUCUUUUUUUUUUUCUUAACAUUUUGGUAUAUCUUAGUUUCUUUUGUACAUACUUGUGGUUGCAUUUUAAAAACACUUAUGUUUUUUGCAUUUUUUAAUUUAGCAUAACCAUUUUUCACAGUAUUAAUAUUUUCCCCUGAAUGAUUACCAUAUAAACGGUCUCUCUAAUGACUACCAGAAUUUAUUUCCCUAAUACAGGUGUCCUCUGCCUUACAAAAGUUCAAGUUCUGCCACUUUGCUUUCAUAAAAGACCUACAUUAGCAUGGUUUCUGAUUUCUUUUGGUGAGUGCAGACAGGUGCUAAUGGAGGUCUUUGUAAAGCAAAGUGGCAGAACCUCAACUUUUGAAAGCCAGGGGUACUCUCUGCUUAUGAAAGAUUUCAUAAGGACGCUCUGCUUUUGGAUACUGCAGGGGAACCCGUAUCCAACUUUGAAAUUAUUUGAGGCUGUAAAAAUUUCACCCCGAUGCGUAUUUUUGAGCAGGAAACUUUGACCAUAUCCAUGGCUAUGUAUGUAGGCUGAAUUCCCAGUGGACUUGCUCAACAGAAAAAUAGUAAGGGGCACCUACCUGGGUGGCGCAGUCAGUUGAGCGUUUCUUGGUUUCUGCUCAGGUGGGGAUCUCAGGGUCGU
Neomonachus schauinslandi (Hawaiian monk seal) is the source of this 2710-nucleotide messenger RNA. It is a transcript of the gene TRIM65, whose product is annotated as tripartite motif containing 65. The record is from RefSeq and is a predicted model, not a curated record. Gene Ontology annotation, molecular function: zinc ion binding; protein binding. The transcript is spliced from 6 exons. Lineage: Eukaryota; Metazoa; Chordata; Mammalia; Carnivora; Phocidae. Bases 19 to 1584 code for a protein of 521 amino acids. Gene Ontology annotation, biological process: positive regulation of autophagy.